AUAGGACUAUAAGUUAUCACUAAACAGUAUCAUUCACGGAUUCCAUCGUUUUUUACCCGCGCUUUUUAUUCCGUCUAAGCACGAUUUAAGAUUAUCUUAAAUCGUCCAUCCAAGAAGAUUCUGAAACAAUAAUUGAAGUUCGUGGUCUGUCGUCUGUAUUCCGUUUGCUUCAGUUUGUUAUACUUAAUCGGUAAUUAUUUUCUCUGAUGAAUUUCUCUAUAAUAAUUAAUGAUAAUAUUAUAUAUAGGUAGUCGCACACGCUCCGCAUUUACGAAUAUUAAGAUAUAUUAAAGUAUAGCUUGGUCCGUAUAGAUAUUUGGCGACUGGUACUUACAUUGUCACAACGACUAAAUCACAGUUUGAACCCGAUUGUUUUCGUUUGUUAUUUUUAUUUUUUGGAACCAUGUCUAAGCACCUAGUUGAUAUGGCGUCCAAGCAAAAAGACGUCAUGUUUAACAUGUUGUCAUUAAAGCACAAGUUAUUGAUUCCAGAAAAAGAAUGUGAAAAAUGCGAACAGCAUACUAAAGAUUGGUUGAUUAUUAACGUCUGUCAUCAUGUACUCUGUAUAAACUGUGCAAACAUUCAUGAUGAUAUAAACUAUUGUCAAAUAUGCAACAUCACGUUCGAUCCAAAUACACAAGUCAGUACAGUUACUGAAAUGAAAAUAGCGUUUUCUCAAGUUGAAGAUCUAGUGUGGAAAGUAAUUGCAUUAGAGAGUGGCACGUUGGACGAAUUAUAUCCCGAUGAAGAAUUUAAUAAAAAAACAAAACCAGAUAUGAAUCAUAUAAACUCAAUUAAAUCUUCAAUGCAAAACCAUUUGUCUAGUCAAAAUAAUGAAUCUAACGAAGAAUCAAAUUUAAAUUUAUCUCAAUCAUCAGUAGAUCUAUUUGAAGAAACUGAGGACAUUGAAGUUCAAGAACAAGAAAAUGAUUGUAUUCAAUCUAAUAGAUCUAUUUCUAUUUGUGUUAAAUCUGACAAAAAUAAUGAACUGGUAAAAUAGAAUUUUCUAUUAAACCUACUAUAACCUAGUGAUAAUAAAUUAUAUGACAUAUUUUUAAUUUUUAUUUACUUGAUAUGAUGUCCAAAAUAAAUUUGUAAAAUAAUAUCUAA
This is a messenger RNA of Aphis gossypii (cotton aphid), 1110 nucleotides long. RefSeq names its product polycomb group RING finger protein 3-like. The transcript has 4 exons. The record is from RefSeq and is a predicted model, not a curated record. The coding region runs from base 404 to 1000 and encodes 198 amino acids. NCBI's taxonomy places the organism in Eukaryota, Metazoa, Arthropoda, Insecta, Hemiptera, Aphididae.